UUUACAACUCCUGAAUGACAUGGUAUUUACUGUUCACAAUAAACCACAGCCAAACUAUGUACCUAUUCUAGAAAUUGGAUCUCCACAAAAUUUUGAGGAUAUAAACAAAAUGCCUUCGCCAAGAGUUAUAGGAACACAUGUGCAAAUGGACAGUAUUCCAAAGUCUAUUUUUAAAAAUGGAGCUAAGAUAUUAGUGCUUCUUCGGAAUCCAAAAGACACAGCUGUAUCUUGUUUCCAUUUUUAUAAAUCUAAUCCAAUGCUGCCAACUAUCGAUUCCUGGGAUGAUUUCUUCCCAUAUUUUUUGAGUGGCAAAGUGUUCUGGGGAUCCUACUUUGACUAUGCUGCUGCUUGGAAUAAGCGAGCUGAUGAUAAAAAUGUUCUUAUAAUGAUAUACGAAGAGAUGAAAGAGGAUUUAGUGGCUGCUGUAAGGAAAAUAUCCACCUUCUUUGGGAUGUCUCUUACUGAAGAUCAAGUUGACCUCAUUGCCCACAGAGGCGUGUUUAAGAAUAUGAAAGAAAAGUCUACAGGAACUUAUGGGGAAUUUGGUCAGGCUCUUUUCCGGAAAGGUGAUGUUGGUGACUGGAAGAAUCAUUUUUCUGAAGCUCAAAGUCAAGCUAUGGAUGCAAAAUUUCAACAAUGUCUUGCAGGAACCAAAGUAGGGGAAAGGAUUAAAUACAACGUAUAUUGCAAAUGGUGACUCUACCCUAAAUAUCUAACCGAAUAAAAAAAAAAUCUGUCUGAGAAAUAAUUAUAAAUCACUAGCUUAGUAUCACAAUAAUGAUUUUAUAAUACAUACAAAUAUAAUAUUUCUCUUCAUAAAAUACUUAUUAAAGGUUUCUGAAAGUCAAAACGUAAA
Bombina bombina (fire-bellied toad) is the source of this 856-nucleotide messenger RNA. RefSeq names its product sulfotransferase 6B1. The record is from RefSeq and is a predicted model, not a curated record. Gene Ontology annotation, cellular component: cytoplasm. NCBI's taxonomy places the organism in Eukaryota, Metazoa, Chordata, Amphibia, Anura, Bombinatoridae. Gene Ontology annotation, biological process: sulfation. Gene Ontology annotation, molecular function: sulfotransferase activity.